Molecule: messenger RNA, 198 nt
Organism: Acanthamoeba castellanii str. Neff
Lineage: Eukaryota; Discosea; Longamoebia; Acanthamoebidae
Exons: 3
Coding region: 1-198 (65 amino acids)
Source: RefSeq, a predicted model, not a curated record
AUGGAGAAUACGAACGACCAUAUGCCGAGGUGCCCCGAGGUCUUCGUCAAGCUCGUCAACGCCUGCUGGAACCCAGAUCCCGACCUAAGGCCCUCGUCCGACCAGGUGCUCUCCAUCUUGGACACCGUGGCCGAGGACUACGAGCGAUCACCCGAGACGUGGGAGAAGACGCGACUGCGCAAGACGCCGGGGUCAUGA